AUGAGAACGACCAUUCCUACCAAUGGAAACGGUUCGAUUACAGUCAGCGACCGUAUUGAUCCGAUCCUCACGCAAUCUCCCAAGGUGGACAAUACCAGUGCUAAUAACGAGAACUACUUCUGCUGCACGCAUCCGUUGUGUGCGCGCCACAAAAAGCUGUGCGACCAGCAAAGUCCAGAGGUUCCCCAGAUUACGACAAUCUACCAGAAAUGCACCGGCGACAAGGACACCACCGGUUUGCUGGUACCGGAAGUGCUCUGCGACGAACGAGCGCGAUCGGGCACGGGUGGCGAGGACACUCGCGUUUGCUGCAUACCGCCCAAAACCGAUCGCCUUAUAUCGCACCCAAACGCGGCCAAGCUGGCCAAGAUUCCCUGCGGUACGAUUGGGCUGAUGGUCAAGAUUCAGGACGGCACGUACGCCCAACGUGGAGAAUUCCCGUGGAUGGUGUAUCUCGUCUACAAGUACAAAAGGACCUGCAGCGGCACGCUCAUUCAUCCCUCGUACGUGCUCACCGCACACCACUGCGUCCAGCCGGGACUGGAGAAGGUCCGGCUGGGGGAGUACAAUUUAGAGGAAAAAUCCCAAUGUUCCCCAGGUGAGGCCGCCGGUGAGGCUUGUUCGCAUGUGCAGGAGAUCGCUAUCAGUCAAAAAUUCCGCAACCACGCGCACGACGUCGGUUUGCUGAGGCUAGCCCAACCGGCUUCCCUGGACGGGGAUCUGGUGCGUCCGAUAUGCUUGCCGCUGUACUUAAACCUCCGGCUGCACGUGCCAUUGACGGUUUCCAUCACCGGAUGGGGCCUGACGGAGAAGGGCAAACCAUCCAACAUCCUAAUGAAGGCGGAAACGCAGGUUGUGACGAAGGAGAAAGGAUGCACCAACGAUUACGUGAUUUGUGUCGGCGGACAUAACAACAGCAAUCACUGCAAUGGAGACUCGGGAGGACCCUAUCAGGCGCAGGGUACGUUCGGUGGCUUCAAUCGAUUUGUGCAGUAUGGCAUCAUCUCGGAUGGUUCGCGGUAUUGCGCCACCCCGGAUAGGCCAAGCCGGGCCGUGCUCGUCGCAUACGUUAUGGAGUGGAUCUUGAGUAAAAUGGUGCUGUAGCGGUGAUCUUAUACUACACCCAGUGCAAGCUGCUUCGUGAUCAUAAUGU
This is a messenger RNA of Anopheles nili, 1153 nucleotides long. Its product is annotated as kallikrein-13-like. Gene Ontology annotation, biological process: proteolysis. Gene Ontology annotation, molecular function: serine-type endopeptidase activity. NCBI's taxonomy places the organism in Eukaryota, Metazoa, Arthropoda, Insecta, Diptera, Culicidae. The record is from RefSeq and is a predicted model, not a curated record. The coding region runs from base 1 to 1104 and encodes 367 amino acids. The transcript has 2 exons.